This is a messenger RNA of Parnassius apollo (apollo), 330 nucleotides long. NCBI's taxonomy places the organism in Eukaryota, Metazoa, Arthropoda, Insecta, Lepidoptera, Papilionidae. The record is from the annotation of a GenBank genome assembly.
AUGGGGCCGUGUCAACCAUUUGAUUUCAAAAGCGCGCGAAACGAGCGCGUCGCUCGCCGCCGCCGGCGCCAUUUUGAUUUUAUAUUGUCGUGUGUUUGCCCCCCGCGCGUCAUUCGUCGCUGUGCAUCGAAGGAGACUGCAGUAAAUAGUUGUUCAGUGAGUGAUUUAGCAAGUUAUACGUUACUGAUUUGUGAUUUUCAACAAAAAAUGGAAGAUUUUGAUGAUGAUUUGGACUAUGAACUAUCGCAAUUAGAUUUAUCAGAGUAUAAUCAAGAAUUAAACAUAUCGAAUAGUGAUACCCUACAAGUAUUUGACGUUGAUCUCAUAUAA